Messenger RNA from Aedes aegypti (yellow fever mosquito), 2053 nucleotides. RefSeq names its product 2-hydroxyacyl-CoA lyase 1. The record is from RefSeq and is a predicted model, not a curated record. Gene Ontology annotation, cellular component: peroxisome. NCBI's taxonomy places the organism in Eukaryota, Metazoa, Arthropoda, Insecta, Diptera, Culicidae. Gene Ontology annotation, molecular function: magnesium ion binding; thiamine pyrophosphate binding; catalytic activity. Gene Ontology annotation, biological process: fatty acid alpha-oxidation.
UUAUACAGUGUACAAUAUGGAAGUGGACGGAAAUACGGUUUUGGGGUCAUUGAAGGAACAAGGCGUUGAAUAUGUGUUCGGCAUCGUCGGUAUUCCGGUGGUGGAGCUGUCGAUGGCGAUGCAAGCAGAGGGUCUCAAAUACAUCGGUAUGCGAAACGAGCAAUCUGCUUGUUAUGCUGCUCAGGCCAUUGGCUAUCUAACUGGAAAGCCCGGAGUUUGUUUGGUCGCCGGACCAGGAUUGCUUCACGUUACUGCUGGAAUGGCAAAUGCGCAGAUCAACUGCUGGCCGUUGAUCGUCGUUGCUGGUGCUGCUUUCCAAGAUCAUGAGGGGAUCGGUGCGUUUCAGGAGUGUCCUCAAGUAGACCUGAGUAGACCGUAUUGUAAGUAUGCAGCCAGACCGGCAAGUAUCCCUCUAAUUCCACAACAUGUGGAAAAGGCGGUUCGUCUAGCAUGUUACGGUAGACCAGGGGUGGCAUACCUGGAUAUGCCUGGUAAUCUCUUGCUGGCAAGAGUUCCCGAGGAUAGUGUUCCAAAGCAAUACGUUCACCCAGAGCGCCCGAUUGCAUUUCCCGAUACGAAAUCCGUCAAAGAAGCUGCCCAUUUACUUGCCAAGGCCAAACGUCCGUUGGUAAUCGUUGGCAAAGGAGCUGCCUACGCUCAUGCUGAACUACAUCUCAGGCAAUUAGUUCACCAAACGAACCUUCCGUUCCUUCCUACUCCAAUGGGUAAAGGUGUAGUUCCUGAUCUGGACCCUCAGUGCGUAGCGCCUGCAAGAACUCUUGCUUUGCAGAAGGGUGUUAUUCUGCUCCUCGGAGCCCGAUUGAACUGGAUGCUUCAUUUCGGUCGGCAACCUCGUUUCACCAACGUCAAGAUAAUUCAAGUGGACUUGAGUGCUGAAGAGCUGCAUAACAGUGUGCUGAGCUCCGUGGCUGUCCAAUCGGAUAUUGUUCCGUUUACAGAGCAGCUGAUCGAUGAACUUGCCAGCAUGCACUUCUACUUCGAUAAGAACAACGACUGGUGGAUCGAUCUGAAAGCCAAGUGUGAAAAGAACAAGAAAAUUGUCCAGCAAAUGGCAAUGGACAAGAAGGUUCCGCUGAACUACCACGCUGUCUUCCAUCAUCUGCAGGAACUGAUUCCAAAGGAUGCCAUCAUAGUCAGUGAAGGAGCCAACACCAUGGACAUUGGAAGAACCUUCUUGCACAACAAAUGGCCUCGGCAUCGUUUGGAUGCCGGUACUUUCGGAACGAUGGGAGUUGGGCCUGGAUUUGCCAUUGCUGCCGCACUUGUGUGCCGGGAUCGAUUCCCAGGAGAGAAGGUUAUCUGCGUUGAAGGUGAUUCAGCAUUUGGCUUCUCCGGAAUGGAGAUUGAGACCAUGGUUCGGUAUCAACUUCCGGUUGUAAUUGUCGUUGUCAACAACAAUGGUAUCUAUUCCGGAUUCGACUUAGAAGCCUACAAUGAUAUGCGUACUGCUGGAGAUCUAACGAAAGUUACUCCACCAUCGGCCCUGAAUGUCGAAACGCAUUAUGAAGCGAUGAUGAACAUGUUUCGGCUGAAGGGACACUUCAUUCGUACCAUUCCGGAGCUGCAGCAAGCGGUAAAGGAAGCACUGACCCUGACCGAUCGUCCGACGAUCAUCAAUGUGAUCAUAAGCCCGACGGCCGAUCGCAAACCUCAGGACUUCCAGUGGUUGACCGAGUCGAAGUUGUAAUAUGUGAUAGAUAACCGUGGCGAAAGGUUUACAUUUUAGCUGAGUACAUUCAUAGGUAAAUGGGGUUUGAAGGUGCUAGGUAUGGUUUUUAUGUAUCUUAUGGUUCUAUUGAGAUUCGAGCGUUUUCAAAUUUAAAUAAUUAGAUUCUGAAAAACAACUGAAAAUCAUGAAAAAGAAUGUCAAUGUAUUGUAGUUUUAUUAUGGAUCACUCGUACAUUAACAAUAUUCAUGAUUUGGUAACUGUUUUGGAGAUUUAUAUUUUUUAAAUUUUGAAUAAUUCUAGAAUCUCACAAGAGCUUGAUGCAUCAGGUAUGAUUAAAUAAAUACAUUUUCAUCAAGAUCGAA